GGUGCGUUUGUUGUGAUCACAUCGUUCGUCACACAUACACCAGUAGGCGGAGUGACGAGUUGGCAAUAGAAAAUUGGGAACCCUCUGCAUCCCGAGCAAGUGAAUUGGACCGAUUGCCAGUUUGGACGCCACCAGAAUGGCGAAGAGCUUAGAUUUACUGAACAUCGAUGUGGAUCAACUGUUCAAGCAGCACAAUGUAGCCGAAAUCGAUUUAGUGCACAAGCGGGUGCUGAACGAGAUUGAGCUGAAGCGCGAGGAACUUCGCACGAUGGUUGGUGAACGCUACCGUGAUUUGCUGAAGGCGGCAGAUACGAUCGGUGACAUGAAGCAGACGGCCGGUUCCAUCAUUGGCAAUGUCGACCGCAUCACGGCCCGCUGUCAGCAGCUGAACGAUCACAAUCUGAUUGGCUUUCGCACCGGCACCGACUACCAGCGGAUGCAGAAGAAGCACCGCGAUCACAACUUUCACGGUGUGAUUGUGCAGAUUAAGCUGCUGACCAGCCUGCCCGAGAUGAUUUGGAGCCGUAUCGAUCGGGAGGACUACUUCGUGGCGACGCAGCUGUUCAUUUUUGCCCGGCACAUCUCGACGGGGUUGAGCCUGGACACGGAACGGGAAAUGAUGCGCAAAUUCCCCGUCGCCGCCAAGCAGUGGCAGGUGCUGAGCCAGUUUUUCUUCACCAUCGAGGCAGCGUGCCGGGAGUCGCUGGGCCGCGAGGAGCUUUCGGUUGCGGUGGUUUCCAAGAGCUUGGCCAGCUGGCUGCUGCUGGAGUCGUGUCCGGUAGAGCAGACCCUGUCCAUGUUUACUGAGCGGCGCUCGAAAGCGUUCCUCGACGUGCUGGAUGAAAAUGAAACCGUGUACGAGAAGGUGAAGGAUAAGCUGCUGGCCAGCUUGAAGGUGUUGAUCGGUACGGUGCGCCUGUUUUACGAGUGCUUCGUCGACGACGGCACUGCGGAGGCGGACGGUGUUCAGGGAGGGUUUCAGCGCGAGCUACAGCACAUUACCGGGGAUAAAGCGGCACCAACGAUCGGAUUGAUACGGUCGGAGGAUCCGAUGAUUAUGCAGAUGGUUCCGGAAAUGAUUGCAAAAUUCCGGCCCCGAUUGGAGCGAAUCGAUUUGGCGGAAGAGAACGUGCGGACUGCAGUAAGUGCUUUUCUGCGCAGCAUCGAAACGACAGUUGCCGGUCGGCUGAAACGCUUGGUCAGUCUGGUGCCGUCGAUAAAAACGCUGCAUGAUAUCAAGAGGCAGGCUAUCGCGCUGGAUAAACCGUCCAACUGGAGUGCCGUCACCGCAAAGCUAGGACUAUCGGAAGGGACCGAUUUCUACGCCACCUUCUACCAGCGACUCAUAAACGAUCGCAUGCAAAGCAUCAUAAAGUCAGCGUGGACCGAAACGGUGCAGAAAACUCGCUCGGACUUGCUGGAAUUGCUGGCCGGCAAUCCGGGCGAUUUGAAAGCAUUCGUGUGGAAGGAAUCGCUCGACGACGUGCCGAUGAAUCUGGAAACUGCACUCGAUCGAUCGAAUCCAUCCACACGCAAGCUGCUCAUGAAGGCACACGGGUACACACCGGCACUGGUUGCACUCAUCGGUUCACUGAACGGGCGUCUGCAAACGUUAACCCGUGACGUUCGUUCGUUUCUUUCUUCCUCAACACGGUCCGAGGUGGACGAAAUGUUAGCCUAUUUCCGGCAGUGCUGCGUGGACGGUGUAGCCGAGCUGAUAACGGCCACCAAGUCAGCUGAGUUUGAUCCGACCGCCGAACGGUACGCACUGCUAGCACGUUUUCUCACCGCCGUCCGGGAGCUUUGUCCGGCGCUGCGCGAAUGUUUCAUUCCCACGACGAUCGGUCUGGCGGAUAGUUGGCACGCGGGACGAACAUCCUCAUCGACCGUCGCCAUGCCUGAGGAGGAUCCGGAGCGAUGGGCCAAGGUGGCCGGGCUGCUCGAGGAUGAGAGUUUGCAGUGCUGGACGCUGUGGGUGGAACGAUUCCAGCAACGGUGGCCCACACUCUCCGCCGACGUCGGGUACGAUGCGCUGCUGAACGAUUUCCCCGUCUGGGAGACGGUUACGAUCGAGGAGAACGAUGAAAACAAUCAACCAAUUCAAUCGACCAUUCGCGUACCGUCGCAACCGAGCUUCCCGGUGCAGAAGUGUCUCCAUCACGUGUACGAGCUGCUGAACGAAGCCAUCCCCCAGACCAUUCCGCGCCCGACGAUGCUCGACAUCGUGGAGCGGCUCGCAACGAUGCUGCUAAAGCACUACGACGUGCUGGCCGGGACGGAAUUCGUGCAGCAAAACCAAUCCCUAGCCCUGCAGUACUAUCUCGACGUUCGUUUCCUGCAGCUGCUGCUGAUGGGGCGCGAACAGAAGCAGCUGAACGAGCGCUUCAACGAACUGGUGGGCCGUUUCAAAUCGUACAUCGAUCCGUUCGAUUUUGACGUGUUUUAUGGCCAUCUGAACGCGAACGUGAAACGAUCCAUCUUGAAGCUGCAGCACUUUCUGGGCGCACUCAUAUGUCACAGCGAGCAGCUCGGCACGAUUGUGGGUCCCAGCGGGGCAGGGACGGAGCCGUUGGACAAAAACCCAAACAUCCUUACGCUCAGCUCGAACAGCCUGAACAUGGUGUGGUUCCCGCUGCUGCCGGUUGUUUGCAAGGACACCGCUUCGGCUACAGCGGGCUCGAGUGGACUGACGACCGCUUCGCUGGGAGGCGAUAGUUUAAAGGAACAACAGAAAGGAAAGUCCGCAUCCGGUGGCGGUGAAUCGGGAAAAUCCACCCUCGGCAGUAGCAGCGGUAACAGUGCUGCUGGGACUACGAAACAAUCCACCAAAGAGGCCACUGCGGGUGGCAGUAGUACGUCUGCUGGUACGGCACAGAACUAUGCCAAGGGUGCGGCUGCCUUCUUCGGCUUAGAUAAGGAUUGGUUCCGAUAAAAGUAAGUUGGGAAGAAAGAAUCAUCAAUGCAACAAGGUAGUAGUAUUUGAAUGGCUUGUUUCUUUUAUUUCCAUUGAAAGCUUUUAAAUGUAUAUUCACUUGCGAGGAAAAUAAUAUAAAACAAAUCUUAACCAUAGAUAGAGAAGGUGCUCUUGUCGUCGUCCUAGUGAAAGAUGUGCGGUGGAUACGAAGAGAGGUGGUUGAAUAGCGAAAGAGAUGGAAAAAUACUGCAGCAGCGGAUUGGUUUCGUGUCUAUUGAGUACUGGUUUGAGUUUAGCUAGCGUGCUAGUUUGCUUAGUUUGUCUUUUGUAGUUGUUUUGUUCCGUUUCGAAGCACAAACCCCGCGUACGAGUGCUUGCGCCACGCAGGAAAAAGCCAACAAUAAAUACAUCGGUAAACGCUUGAAUAAUAA
Anopheles gambiae (African malaria mosquito) is the source of this 3345-nucleotide messenger RNA. It is a transcript of the gene Cog1, whose product is annotated as conserved oligomeric Golgi complex subunit 1. Gene Ontology annotation, cellular component: Golgi apparatus; COG complex. Gene Ontology annotation, biological process: intra-Golgi vesicle-mediated transport. The record is from RefSeq and is a predicted model, not a curated record. Bases 137 to 2932 code for a protein of 931 amino acids. NCBI's taxonomy places the organism in Eukaryota, Metazoa, Arthropoda, Insecta, Diptera, Culicidae. The transcript has 3 exons.